Molecule: messenger RNA, 9562 nt
Organism: Sarcophilus harrisii (Tasmanian devil)
Lineage: Eukaryota; Metazoa; Chordata; Mammalia; Dasyuromorphia; Dasyuridae
Gene: GABRQ
Product: gamma-aminobutyric acid type A receptor subunit theta
Exons: 11
Coding region: 313-1875 (520 amino acids)
Biological process (GO): signal transduction; chemical synaptic transmission; monoatomic ion transmembrane transport
Cellular component (GO): synapse; membrane; GABA-A receptor complex
Molecular function (GO): GABA-A receptor activity; extracellular ligand-gated monoatomic ion channel activity; neurotransmitter receptor activity
Source: RefSeq, a predicted model, not a curated record
UCCCCUCGCUCUGUGCAUCGUCGUCUCAGAAGGUGGGCAGCCCCAGCCACACUGCAUCUGCAGAGCCCGGGUAGCAAAAUUGCAGGCAAGAGGCAGAGAGCUCUUAGAGCGGAGGGCGCAGGCAGGCGAGCGGGAGCAGAGACCAGAAGGCUAGGAAGCAGACUGGGAGGCAGGGUGGCAAGCUAGGGAUCUCCCGCUCGAGACAGCCCCGAAGCGCUCUCCUCGCCGCCGCCGCCGCCGCCGCCGCCGCCGCUGCCGCCGCCACCACCGCCGCGUCGCAGGUCCUCGUGUCUGUACGGUUCGGGCGGCACGAUGUUGGCGCACAGGUGGAUCGGAAUCCUGGCUGCGCUGGCGCUGCUUUGUCUCGCCGGCCGCGCGCAAAGCGAAACUUCUGCGAACAUGACUCAGGUCAAAGAGAUCGUGGACCGCCUGCUGAAGGGCUACGAUGUCCGUCUCCGACCUGAUUUUGGAGGAAACCCUGUCACCGUGGGCAUGAGCAUCCACAUCUCAAGCAUUGACCAGAUUUCGGAAGUCAACAUGCCUCUAUCCUGCUCGUUCCAAUGGAAGCCCAGCUCCUCUUUGGUGUCUGUCCCCAGUAGAGAAAGCCUGUGUUCCUGCAUGGCAAUGAAGCUCAUGUCCAUUGGCCUUCCCCUCCAAGAGGACUACACUAUCACCAUGUAUUUCCAGCAGAGCUGGAGGGACAAGCGCCUGGCAUACAGCGAUUUUGAUUUCAACCUGACUUUGGACAACCGUGUGGCUGAUCAGCUGUGGCUCCCUGACACCUACUUUCUGAAUGACAAGAAAUCCUUCCUGCAUGGAGUGACUGUGAAGAACCGCAUGAUCCGUCUCCAUCCCGAUGGAACAGUCCUUUAUGGCCUCAGAAUCACCACCACUGCUGCCUGCAUGAUGGAUCUGCGAAGAUACCCCCUGGACCAGCAGAACUGCACUCUUGAAAUUGAAAGCUAUGGCUACACCGUUGAUGACAUUGUGUUCUACUGGCAAGGUAAUGACUCGGCUGUGACUGGGAUGGAUACGUUGGAGCUGCCUCAGUUUACCAUCAUGGAACAAAGACUGGUUACCCGAGAAGUGGUGUUUACCACAGGUUCAUACCUGCGUUUGUCACUGAGUUUCCGGAUCAAGAGAAACAUCGGCUACUUCAUCCUGCAGACUUACAUGCCCUCUGUUCUCAUCACCAUCCUGUCCUGGGUCUCCUUCUGGAUCAAUUAUGAUGCUUCUGCUGCCAGGGUGGCUCUAGGUGUAACUACAGUGCUCACCAUGACCACCAUCAACACUCACCUGAGGGAGACCCUUCCCAAGAUCCCAUACGUCAAGGCAAUCGACAUCUAUCUCAUGGGAUGCUUUGUCUUUGUGUUCCUGGCUCUUCUCGAAUAUGCCUUUGUUAAUUACAUCUUCUUUGGACGUGGUCCCAGUGAGCAGAGCAGACAGGCCCAGGCCGGCAAAUGCUCCCAGUCUCAGGGAAAGCGAGGCAAAGGGCGCAGAGGACCUCAGGUGGAUGCCCAUGGCAACAUUGCCUUGAGUGUUCUGGAAAUUACCAAUGAGAUGGAGGAAUCCGAAACUGGCAUUUCUGGAGCAUCCAUUGAUGUCUCUGGGCUUCAGCUCUGCAGGGGGGUGAUUUCUCAGUCUGCCCUUAACCAGCCAAUGGAGCCAGCCAUCAGCCCUCUUGGAGGUCGCCGCCGCCGCCGCAGCUCUGGGUGCCGCCACCGUGGUGGCCGCCUCCGCCGCCGUUCCUCCAAGCUGAAGCUCAGAAUGCCCACCCUGAAUGAUGUCAGCGUGGUCGAUAAGUGGUCUCGACUUGUUUUUCCUGUCACCUUUGCCUUCUUCAACCUCUUUUAUUGGCUGUACUAUGUCAAUUAAGUUCUAUGACCUUUCGGGAAAGAUAAUUAGGCAGCAGGACCCGGGCACUGUGGUCUUUUUCACUUUGCUUUUUCCUUUUGAUUCCAUUUUCUUCCCUUCUUUCUUCUUCCAUUAUUUGGUUCAUUAGUUUGGUUCUAGGUUUCUCUUACUGGCCUUCGCCGAGUUGAUCCCUGCUGUGGUACUUUCCAUGUAGUAGGCACUUGUUAAAGAUCAACUCUGAGGACCAGGGCAAGGGAAGUUUUGACUUUUCCAGAACAUUCAAGUUAAGAAAAAUUUGUUUUUUACUUCUUCCAUCUUUUCUUCAUCUAGUUCCUGAGUGGGACACCUAUAGAGUUCCCCAGCUGGACUCUCUGAUUUUUCGGCAGGGAAAUUGGUGAGCAUCUGUCUCCUAAACAGUCAGGAAAUGGGGACAACAUCCACUGGUAUAAGAAUUAGCUGGAGAUUUGACCUAAAGGUUUGUAGGGAGCAGACUUGAGUUUGGAGAAGGGAGGGGUAGUUGUAAGGCUGGAAAGAGGUCUGAUGUUGGAAUUUACUGGAGUGACCAAUGGUGUUGUCCCCUCUCCCUACUGCCCCACAACCCAAGUCACAAUGAGAGUAGGCAGGGGCCCCUAGCCUGCCCCAGUCAGCUCCCAGAGUGGCGUGGGCCUCCUCUGCAGGCAGCAAGUUUGGCGGAAGGAUUGAGUUAAGAGGGAAGCUAUGACAGCCAUCUAGCUGAUCCUCACUCAGCCUAGUAGGAACCAAAAUGAGAGGACCAAGGGGAAUAAAAGCAGACAAAAGCUCAUCUAUUUCUUUGAAUUAAGGCUAGCUUUGUAUUCUCUUCCUGCCUGCUGUGGGAUAGUUAAUCAGCCAGUUUUCUUAUCCCCAGCAUCUGAGAGUCCACCUCCCACCCUCCAAAAUAGACCUCAUGAAUAAUGACUUGGAAAAAAGUGAAAAAUUCUAACAACCUUUUCAGCAUUACCACACAUUCUGUUUCCCAGUGCCCUGGUAAAACUAAAAAGGCGUCUUAAUGAACAUCCCAGAUGUAAUUUGAAAAAAAAAUGUAACUCAGAGGUGGAUGCCUCUGCUCAAUACAUAGUACUUAAUGUGGCUUUCACCUGUCAAAUUCAACUUUCCCGAAGUACUGAUAUUUUAAAGCAGAAUUCCUUAAGCAAGUACCUUUUUUGAGAGUAACCAUUAUCUUAUGUUCUAAGCCCUGCCUGGCAAAGGCCAUAAGCCAGGUGGUGAUCGCUCGUACUUCGAGAUGGCCUCUGCAUUUUGCUUUUCCUUCUCUCCUCUUCUUCUAUCAAUAUUUUACUCCCUCUGGUCCCUCUGCCACACCAGAAGAGACGAUCAAAAAAAUGUCAGCUCCUUCCCCGCAUAAUGGAUCGGGGCUUUGCUAAGGAGCAUCCUAAGGGUGGUAGGCAACUGCUGCCCUAUAGGAGCUGAGAUUAGAACCAAGGCCUCCCUCCCCCCCGGCCAAAUGGUCAUCUCGGCAUAAGGCAUUAUUACAAGGUGCUCCUUCCACCCCGUUCUCAAGUUGAGUGCAUUAUAUAUAGGGGUUUCUUUUUGUAUUCCAGCACUCUUUGGGGGUGGAUCAUCUUUGCUCUUCUCUGUGGCCCCCUUAUUUCUAUUUUUAAGCAGAGGUGAUAAACCCUGCGUGGGCCUCUAUCCCCGAGGCAGGGACCAAACCCUUAAGAGGAGAGAACAAUCCCUUCCCCACUGUGUAUCGUGCUUUCUACUUGUCGAAGUGUUUUUUACAUGCUUGAUUGUAUUUAAUCAACCUUUUGAUCAUAAUACACAUUUUAAAGAUUAUAACAUUUUGAGGCUAGACGGGAAAACCAAAGUCUCACAGGAAGUUGGAGGCAGAGCCAAUAGCAGAACCCAGUUAGGCUUUGUGACUCCCAGUCUAGAGCUGAUUCCAUCAUCUCUGCUGCCCCCACUGAGCAACAGCAGCAGGACCUGCAGGACACCUGUGACUUGGCCCCUAGGAACUCUUGAGUGGGAUGAGCUGGUAUCAGAGCUAGACGUGAGCUCUGGGGGGUGCUAGGUAAGCUCAAAGUCAGCAGGAAUCUGAGGGUGGUAGGAUAGAAAUGGUAGGGGUUCAAAAAACCAAUAAGUAACAUCUGGGCAUUCAGACCAAUGGCAAUGGCAGGAAUCUUGACCUGGAUUAGCCACAAUUAUAACAAAAUAACAGGAUCUACAAAUGAAGCUCCACCUAAGAGCAUUUGGCAAGAUUUUUCCUUCAAGCUAGUCUAAAACUGAACUUCUUGACUUCAGGGGCAAAAGUGAAUAUGCUAUUCAAAAUGGCAACACGGCAUUGGAGGCCUUAUCAACCCUCCUGGCUCCCCAGUCUUCUUGGCCCCAAACCACUUGCUCCCAUCUCCCUGUCUGUUCAGCGCUCACGAGGCUCCCCCUUACCAUGCUGUAUAUACUUCCUCAGCUAUCUAACCCACAACCCUCCCCUCUACCCCUGCUUUAGCUACAGAUCUCUCCCCACCUUCCAGGUUUGGUUCCCUUUCUUACAUGCAGCUGUAUGUAAAGAUCUACUUGACCUUCUCAUUGAGUGGGUCUGAAUUCACCCCCACUUCUCUGCCUUGUAUGUCUGUGUGUGUGUGUGUGUGUGUAUCACUAGUGUCAAGGUGACUGACUGUACUUGUGUGCUUAUGUAGUGUGUGCCUAUGUCCUUGAGUCAGUGUCUAUGUAUGUGAGAGACUGUCUAUUCACCACGCACAUUUGUGUGUGAUAGUGCGUGUGUCUAUAUCUGCCAUGCACCUUUAUCUUUGUGUGUAUGUAUAUGUAUGAUAGAGAGAAAAUGUGUGUCUGUCUACCAUGCACCUUCAUGUGUGUGAGUGUGUAAGAGAAAGUCUGUGUAUAUGUGUGAGUGUGUACAUGUGUGAGAGUGUUUGAAAGUGUGAGUGGAUGUGAAAGUUUGUGUGAGAGAGAGAAAGUGUGUGUGAGUGUGUGUGUCUGUCUUUCUGUCUGUGCCGGAGUGCCACUCCAUGUCUGGCAUGUGAGAAGGAGUGUAUGCAUCCACUUUGGAAUGAUGUGAUCCAUCUGGGAUCACACCAUUCAGUCCAUGUACCGGUAUGUGUCUGCUGUCUGUGGAUGUCUGCUAGAAUGACUGUGAGAAUGAGUGUGCCUGAGAUCAUGUGUCUGUAAUCAGCACUUCUUGAACUAGGGACCACACAUGUAUUCUCCCAAACUGACAGAAAUCUCUGUCACUUUUUUACAGAAGUCUUUUCUGGUGCACUAUCUGUCUGUUGAAGAGGGUGUGGCUGAAGUUCCUCACCCUGCAUGUGCUCAGUGGAAGCCUAGUUCAGGAUUUGAGGCCAGGUCUUCAUCUGGCUUGAGAAGCCAGUGCAGAAACCCCUAGCUGCCCAGGGCAUAAAAAGUGAUUGGUCUUUGGAAGGAUGGGACUGAAAAAGAACAUGAGGAACAGAUUUGAUUGAAGCACUGAUGACUCAAACCAAUGGGCUUUCGGUUUCCUGGCAUCCAACCAGGAAGAGGUACGGCUGCCAUUGGUGUUCCCAACACACUGACAAGGUUGUGGCUGAGCAGACUGACCAGGAGAAGCAGGCACUAUUUUCAGAUUGUCUCACACUUAGAGGUUUCUAACCUGGGUCAAAGAGAGCCAAGUCUCACUGUAGGUGGUAUAGAGCUUCCUUGCUAUGUGUGCAUGUAUAUGGACAGCAGAAAUGACAGCACCAAUAGCUCCAGUCUUUCAAAUAAGCAGGGUCUCUUGCCACUGCUUGAUCCUUUUUCAUCCUAGAUAGACUCCCAUCUCGUCCCCGCAGAGGCAUCCCUAGGGCCAAUAGUGGGACCAUUUCCAAUAAUCCAGACCUCUCUCCUUGGCAAAACGGGCUGCACCUUGGACACUAACCAGGGUUCUCAGGAUUGAGUUUAUGCUCUCUGACUGAGAGAGGCAGGAAGUCAAAAUGAGGAGGGGGAAGAGGGGUUAGAACUCGAGAUAUGUCCUAAAUGGGAGUGGAGUUGGUUGAUGGCCCCAAUGAAGCAUCUGGUAGGCAAAACUGGGAUUUCAUUUAAGCCAUGGAGAAUAAGGACAUGUCGUCGUCAUGUUACUAAGGCUCCAGUCGCAGUGCUGGACAGGAAGUCUAUGGUUCAUAGAUAGGAUAGGUCUGGGGGUCAGAGACUGAUACCCUCUGCUGAGGUGUGUGGCCUCAAUCUCCCUGCUCACAGACAGCUUAAGACAGAUAUGCUUUUCUGUACCCAAAUGGGAGCCACCAAUCUAGAAGACAGAGGCACAGGACUCUAAAUGAGUCCUUUCACUUGGGUCUUGCUGAGUCCCAGAUGGAGAGCUCAGAGGACUAAAAGGCAUGAAAGCCAGAGAUGGAAGGAAGUGACUAGAUUGGGUGGUCAGAAGAUACUUAGAGAAAUAAAAGUCAGAAGGGGAGAGAACCUUGAAGUUACAUUGAAAAGACAUAACAAAGAGCAUGGAGAGGAGGUAGGCAAAGCCCUAGAGAAGGGGUUGUGUAUAUAGUCCCCUUAAAUAAGUCUCUAAUUUUUGUUUUCUUGUUGUAAGCCAAAUAAACAUGAGGUUGUGUGCUGAGGUUAGUGGAGCAGCCCCAUACUGAGUAAUGCACUAAGAAAAAAGGCACCCUGAGUCUUCUGACUCAGCUAUGGAUGACCUUUGUCUCCCCUAACAGGAGACGAGGACACGGUGGCAGAGAAUGGCAUUUUGGGGACGUGCUUUCACCUGCCAGGCCUGGUGGCCUUUUGAGCAGCUUUUUUUGACUUUUGUGCUGUGUGUACACCUUUACACCUGUGGGGACAUUGUCUAAAGGGCCAAGGACAGAAAUAGAGGUGAGCAGCAGUUCAAGUGCACCAGGAAACUGGCUAACUCAUGAAACGCUCGGUCUCUGUUUCUGUCUCUGUCUCUGUCACUCUCUUAGUCUAUCAUACUCCCCCCCCUAAAAAAAAUCUGCGCGGUGCACACACACACACACACACACACACACACACACAUUCUCUUGCUUGCCUACUCAUUGGCUUAUACAUAUGCAUAGUGCAGUAAAUCAGUAAAUGCCCCUUUCAUUUUCAUGACCUAGCCUCAAAUUAAUCUAAGGCAGCUAAAAUCUAUAAAACACUCAAAAAGCAUCAAAGGAAAAUCUGCUUAAGUGGCAUCCUUUGCUCUGUCCCAUUCCAUAAGGAUGUGGGGAGGGCAAGAGCCCUGCGACUGGCUGCUCAAAGUCAGCCUGUUCAGUCACCUUUAAAAGCAAAACAGAUUUGCCAUAUUGGCCACUCCUGAGAUCCUAGAUCUGGUUACCACUGGAGGGGCGGGGUGAGAAAAGAUGGUUCUUUGGAACCUAGAGACAGAGACAGUGCCCCUGCCGCUGGUCACUGAGUCCCUCACCCCAUCUUCUUGAGGUUGGGGAAUAGGGCUUAAGUUGGAAGCAAAAAGGAGCCUCAGGGUUUUUUCCCUUUUGUUUUUUAGGUUGAAUAUUCAGGUCUUGUACCUAAUGCCCAUUUAAUUGUGGUGAACUUUAUUUAUGAACACAUGUUCAUUAAUAUGCUGGCCCUAAGUAGGGCCUAAUGAUGUGAGCAAGAUGGAGCAUAGCACUUUUUAACCUCAAAGUCAAGAAAUUCAAGACAGGAAAAAUUCCUAAGCCAAAUGCAUCUUUUCUUGAGCACUCAUGCUGUGCCAGGGAGAAAUGUAGCUAAAGAAGACUUCAACUCCACCACUGGAGAAGCUCCCAUUCCAGUAGGCGAGCUAAGGCAGUCACACAUGCAAAAAGCAUUCCAUACCCAGGACACACCAACCAAAAUCAGUGUGCCCCGUGACUCUAACAUACACCAGGGCUUUAAGGAACUUUGAAAGAAAAAGAAUCAGAUCAGAAAUGUGAUCAAAGUGAUAUUUUAAGAAAAUUACUUGAAUGGUGGAAUUUAAAAUGAAUGGGAAGAUGACAGAUCACUUUAGAUGAUAGCGUGAUGUAGCGAUCAAGAAGUUUCCUGCCCUAAAUGAAUCAUAUAGACACACUGAGCCACAUAGUACCUAAAUGAAAGGGACAUUUGGCAUUGACUGCAUAGACAGAGCCCCCUAGACUAUAUGAUUGUAUCCUAAGCUCAAAGUCAGCCAGAUUAUACAGAAGGACCAAAUCUCCCCUUCCUUUCAUGUAGCCAAGGUGGUCUUUGUCAAAACUUGCUGAACCCCAAAUGCAGUCCUACUGCUGUUCACUUGAAUGGACUCUAUACACCAUUAAGCCGGCUAGCAACCCACCUUGUCCACUCUAAGGUUGUCCAUUAUAGGGUUGCCUUCUGGACCUCCACAGCUGUGCUGGUCCCAAAGUCAGGCUAGACCCACCUCCCUGCUUAGUAACCAUAGCCAGACACCCAAAUUUCAGGGCAAAUCUGGGCCAUCCCUGGCAAAGGAAACUGGUCUUAACUCUUGGACUAACUGGCAUGCAAAAACACAGUACAUGGGAUUGAAAAGCAGUCAAAGAGGAAUUUUUUUUUACUUCUUCCUCUUCCUCCUCUUCCUCCUCUUGCCUUUCUUCUGUUUCUCUUCCAUACUCCCCUUUCUCUAGUGUGGCUGGGGCUCCAGCUUUCCCUACACACAUCAACACCCGCUUCUUCCCACCCCCAGCUAUGGAAGCAGGUGAUUUGUUAGGUUUGAAUUGAACCCAUCAGAUGUAACUGUAAAAAUCUAUUCAGUCCUCUUGCUAGUCACAAAGUAAUGUUGCCUCUGCAUAUUCCAAACUGAAUGUUGCUGAGAGAAUGGCCUUUUCCAAUGAUAUUUCCUUGUUGUGUGCAGAAAAGAAGUGAUAUGCUGGGGUAUUUAAGACAAGCUGUCUUGGAGUUACCCACCCACACUGGUAACCUAGCAGUGGAAAUAGCAGUUGCCUUUUGAAAAUGGGUGACAUGUCCUAUGGGCUGCUAUCAAAUGAGCUUUUGUCUGAGAUGCCUCUGAGAGCAGAAUCAUCCGGUGGGACUGGAGGAAAGUAACGUAUGUCAUACUGAUGAAUUCAAAUCUGAGAAUGCCACAUGUACAAAGCAUGGGCAGGGUCACUAUCAAUGAAACAUCUGCCCAAGCUGCCUGCCCUGGGGCUGUUUGGGCCUCAAGUGGCUCUAGAGGGGAUGUACCAUGUGUUGUAUCUUGCCUAAGCAAACCAUAAAGACAAGCAAGAGGGAAUGAAUGGUACAAGUUGCAAUGUCAUGGCAUGCCAUCCUACUUGGGCAUAGUCCAGACCCCGCUUGACUACUCUGAUGCCCAAAGGAGCAAAGCAGCCUGGGACAGCAAGGAAGGGUGUUGCCACCCUAAGGUGUGGAGACCAGAGAAAGGAAUCACUUGGUCUGCCCCCAGCCAAGUGACAGAAGAGGCUGCACUGCAUUGUGUUCAGUGUUACCAAAAGACAUCUACAGCAACAAGGAAUCAACACAGCCUUCUUUUCUUUUCUUUUCUUUUUUUAAUUCAUAAAACCUUAUCCUUAGUUUGCAUCUUUGCAUGAAAUAAGACCUUGCUUAUCUUUUUCACAACCUUAAUGUGUAAAAGAUAAGACAAGUCACUUAACAUUUCUAGCAAAGUGAUCCAACAUAUAUACCAUUUUGUUUAAAAAAAAAAAAAAGAAAAAAUGACAAAAUGACAAAAAAAAUUUCAGAAAGCUCACAAGUGGCCUUUGGAGCCAUUUUGUUUACUCUCCUGUGAGCAGCUGGCUGCCAUCUCCUAUUGGGUGGGGGUGGGGGGGUUUGGGGA